AUGUACAAGUAUCUCCUACUUGUACUAGCAUCACUGCUAGUACUAUCCCAAGUCGAAGCCAGAAAGCCAAAGGAUCAGAUACGCCAAUGUAAAUGCUCAGAGUUAGAUGAAUGCCGAGAAAGGAGUAUGGAGCCAUUGUUGAAGUGUCAAGAAAAGUGUAUUAAGGGCUUGAAGAACGAUGAUUGGGACAAAGAAGAGGGCCAAAAGUGCUUGAUGAACAAAAAAGUCACUGAACAUGACAAGUGCUUGAAGGAGGCAAUGGUCAAAACGUAAGAUAAUGCUGUUUCUGUCAAUUGUAACGAAAGUUCUUGCCAAUUUAUGUUUUGUAAAGAAAGUUCUUGCCAUUUUAGGUUUUGUAAAAAAAGUUCUUGCCAUUUCUUGGUUUGUAAAGAAAGUUUUUGCCAUUUUAGUUCAGUUAUUAAUAAAAAUGACAUAUCUAAAAAACGUUUGAUCGUAUAAAAUGUACAUUGCAAUCUGCGCUUUUACUAAACGUUAAGAACGUAAAAAAUCGGUAAAAACUUUCUUUACAAAUACGAAAACCAUAAAUUUGAAAAGUUUUGAAUGAGAUUUUUGACAUUUUGUUAAAAAGCCUAUAAAUUUUGUGGAGUUUCGUCAACGUUUUGAAAUUAAUACCACAAAUAUUUCUACAAAACAAAAAUGGCAAGAACUUUCUUUAAAAACAAAAAAAUGAUAAGAAUUUUCUUUACAAAAAAAAUUGGUAAAAACUUUAUUUCCAAAACUAAAAAUGUAAUUCCAGCUGCGACAAUGAACCAGGAAAGUACCUGAACCUCAACGAAACUAACGAACACGCUCGAAAACAUCACAAGCACAGAAGACAUCGUAGUGUAGAUGAACUGAACAAUUCUACUGUAGUAACUGAUGGUAGUGACAAAGAAGAGCCUACUAAUACAGAAGCCAGUGAAAGCGAGGAGGAUCACGGUAGACGGCAUCACAAACAAAGGGAGCAUCAUAAAGCCGCUUUCCACGCUUUUAUUCAACAAAACUUUGGCAGGAGUGGUAAGGACUGGCGUUUUUAUAGUGGGCAGGAUAGCGUAGGAUGAGGUAAGGUGGGUAAAGCAGGGUAGGGUAUGGUAAGAUAAGGUAAGGUAGGACAGAAUAGGGUAUGGUAGGGUAAAGUUUAGUAGGGUGAAGUAGAGUGAUGUAAGGUAUUCGUAUAAUAACAUGACCUAUUUUUAGGUAAGAACUUUGCAAAAUGCAUGAACACAUGCUCUCAUCGCUUUCAAAAAGUGAAUUGUGCACGUAAACUAAAGUAAGUUGACCAAAAUACAAAAAAAUAUUUUUUACUUUAAUAUAAAUUUUUUUUAAAAAUAUGGAUUUUUGAAUAUUAAUUAAAAUUAUUGAAAAAAGCGUUCUUUUAGAUGUGGAACAAAAAAACUGCCCAAAGAAGAAUGGAAAGAAGUAACCUCAACGUGUGAUAAGAAGAAGGUUCCAAAACGAUACGAAACUUGCGACUGUUUGGCCAAAGCUGGAGUCAAGUAAGCAUAAUGCAUCUUUAUUCUCUCUUAUGCCCAGUGUCAAGCGGGGACUUUUGGUCUGGGGCGGGGUUCGAAUCGGCACAGGUAAUUUACUUGUGCCGAUUUUUUGCAAAAAAUUUUUUCGGAAAAUGCACAGGGGGGGGUCCACGUUCAUUCAACUUUUUUAACAAUUUUUUGCGGGGGGGGGGUUCUCUUCGUUCACCCCUCCUCCCCCUCCCAGCGCCCGGCCUUGCUUAUGCUUUAAACAAAUCAGCUUUACGCUAGCUUUAUUUUUAUACAUACUGAAGAGGUUCUAUGCUUUAGCAGGAUUCAGCAUUUUUAUUGAGCUGUAGGGUAGAGUAAAGUAGGCUUGGGCAUUCUAUCUUGUUUUACAGAACUGUGAAGAAGGGUAGAGUAUCCUAGCUUUUCCUAUUGAACUCUAAGGCAGGGUAUUUUACUUUGCCAUAUUAUGAUUUAGUGUAAGGUAUGCAAACUUGCUUUUUAGAGCUGUAAGGAAGCGUAGGGGAUGCUGUAUUAGCUUAUUGAGCUGAAGAGUAAAGUAGAGUAUUUUACCUUGCUUAAUGAUCCUUUAGGGCAGGGUGGAAUAUCGUAGUUGACCUCUUUGAAUUUUAAGGUAAUAUAAACAAGCUUGUCUUAUUAAACAAUAGGGUAGGGUGGGCUAUUCUAAUUUGUUUUGUCGAGUUGUAGGAUAGGAGAGAGUACUUUACCUUGUCUUAUUGAACCUUUGCUUAUUUUCUUGAUUUCAGGAACCUGGACUGUACAUUCGGAGGAAAACGUGAAAAAGACGAACAAAGAGCUGUUGAAGAAUAA
Bursaphelenchus okinawaensis is the source of this 2306-nucleotide messenger RNA. NCBI's taxonomy places the organism in Eukaryota, Metazoa, Nematoda, Chromadorea, Rhabditida, Aphelenchoididae. The record is from the annotation of a GenBank genome assembly.